GGCUGGGCCGGGCCAGGCCGGGCUGGCGCGUGGACCCGGGCCCGACAGCUCUAAUUGCAGCGCUCCUGUUGAUGAUGAUUUUUUUUUUUUUUUUAAAUCACAGCAGCCCCCAGUUUAGCGGACUGAUUUACUCCGGGUAUUGGUAAAUAUGAUCACGUGGGCCGCGCGACCAAUGGUGGUGGCUGCAGCCUGCGAACUAGUCGGCGGCUCGGGCGCCGGCGAAGAGCGGCUCGGCGGCGGGCAGUGUAACCUUGGGUGGGAGCGCGCGGCGCCUCAACAUGUCGUCCAGUGGCACCCUCAGCAACUACUACGUGGACUCGCUCAUAGGCCAUGAGGGCGACGAGGUGUUCGCCGCGCGCUUCGGGCCACCAGGGCCGGGGACACAGGGCCGGCCCGCAGGUGUGGCCGAUGGCCCGACCGCCGCCGCCGAGUUCGCCUCGUGUAGUUUUGCCCCCAAAUCGACCGUGUUCUCCGCCUCGUGGUCCGCGGUGGCCGCCCAGCCCCCGGCGGCGGCGACGAUGAGCGGCCUGUACCACCCGUACGUGUCCCCGCCACCCCUGGCCACCGCCGAGCCGGGCCGCUACGUGCGCUCCUGGAUGGAGCCCCUGCCCAGCUUCCCCGGAGGCUCGGGGGGUGGCGGUGGCACUGGUGGUGGCGGUGGCGGAGGCCCGGGUCCCGUUCCCAGCCCCGGCGGUCCAGCCAACGGGCGCCACUACGGGAUUAAGCCUGAGACCGGAGCGGCCCCGGCCUCCGCCGCAGCCUCCACCUCCUCCUCCACCUCCACGUCCUCCUCCUCCAAACGGACUGAGUGCUCCGCCGUCCGCGAGUCCCAGGGGAGCGGCGGCCCAGAAUUCCCGUGCAACUCGUUCCUGCGGGACAAGGCGGCAGCGGGAGGGAACGGGCCCGGGGUGGGGAUCGGGGCCGGGCCUGGGGCGGGAGGCUCGUCCGAGCCCUCAGCUUGCAGCGAUCACCCGAGCCCGGGCUGCCCGCUGAAGGAGGAGGAGAAGCAGCCGCCGCAGCCGCCGCAGCAGCAACUUGACCCAAACAACCCCGCAGCGAACUGGAUCCACGCUCGUUCCACCCGGAAAAAGCGCUGUCCCUACACCAAAUACCAGACGCUAGAACUGGAGAAGGAAUUCCUCUUCAACAUGUACCUCACCCGGGACCGGCGCUACGAGGUGGCCAGGAUUCUGAACCUUACAGAGAGACAGGUCAAAAUCUGGUUCCAGAACCGUAGGAUGAAAAUGAAAAAGUUGAGCAAGGAGAAAUGCCCCAAAGGAGACUGACCCAGCCGGCCCCGGCCUGAAGUGCUCAGAGGCAGCCGGUUUUGGGUUUUUGUUAAUUUUCCCCCCCUCUGUGGGUGCUUGAUUCAGAAACUCUCCAGCAACUCGGACUUUUUUCUUCUUUUUUAGGUAGAAGUGACUGUGUGGUUGGUCUCUGUGAGUUAUUUGAGGGACACUGUAUUUGCUCGCAUAUGUACUGGAGAAACCAAGUGGCUUUGGAGUUUUGUCUUAUUCCGCCCCCUCCCUUUCCUACUCUGUUGGUUCCUUAGGAAAUGAUAUAUUUUGUAAGUGCACGCAGGCUUAAUGAAGCCCUCUCCUGUGUAAA
Molecule: messenger RNA, 1608 nt
Organism: Phodopus roborovskii (desert hamster)
Lineage: Eukaryota; Metazoa; Chordata; Mammalia; Rodentia; Cricetidae
Gene: Hoxd9
Product: homeobox D9
Exons: 2
Coding region: 279-1286 (335 amino acids)
Biological process (GO): embryonic skeletal system morphogenesis; regulation of transcription by RNA polymerase II; DNA-templated transcription
Cellular component (GO): nucleus
Molecular function (GO): RNA polymerase II cis-regulatory region sequence-specific DNA binding; DNA-binding transcription factor activity, RNA polymerase II-specific
Source: RefSeq, a predicted model, not a curated record